Molecule: messenger RNA, 771 nt
Organism: Coprinopsis cinerea okayama7#130
Lineage: Eukaryota; Fungi; Basidiomycota; Agaricomycetes; Agaricales; Psathyrellaceae
Exons: 5
Coding region: 1-771 (256 amino acids)
Source: RefSeq, a predicted model, not a curated record
AUGACUAGACCUUCUUCUGGCUUCUAUGGACUGGCGUCCCUCUUCGUAUGUCUUUUCGGCAACACACUGGCACAAUGGAUAGACUAUCCACCUGACGGUUUGGCGACCUUGACACACUACACCCUACCUCGAGGCUACGUAGCAUCCUGCGGAUGCACUCCCGAGACUACACAUUACCCUACAGCUGCACUCUCCCAGAUGGCCUACGGUAGUAGCGCUAAUUACGGUCCCGCAUGCGGCAAAUGCUUCAAGCUGACCUUGCUCAACCCCAUAGUCGCGACCCCUCCCUUCUACCCUGAAGAAACCAAAAGCAUAGUUGUCAAAAUCGUCGAUCUCUGUCCUCUCUCAGAGUCGGGUUGGUGCUCGGGAACGACCAAGAGGACUAAUUCUGCCGGUGCUCAGCUCAACUUCGACCUUGCCUACCCCUCCAAAGCAAUCCCUGAUGACUUCUUCCCUCACGACGAGGAGUUGUACGGGUACAAAGACUUUGGGGUCUGGAAUAUCACGUACUCCGUCGUUCCAUGUCUCCAGUCAUGGGAAGGCCGCAAGAACAAGAAAGCGCUUGGAAGUGUGGACGCACUAGGAUCCAGUGGUUGCUGUCCUGCCGAUCCCACAGGCAAUAGCAACGAUACUUGUACUUCUUUCUCUGACCAGAACGGUCUCCCGCCCGACACCAGGAUUGGAGAAGCGCAAUCGCUCAAUCCGGUCUCGUAUUAUUCUAGGGUAUCUUUCCUCGCGGUUCUUAUCGCCAGUUUUCUCUUUGGUUUUUAG